Molecule: messenger RNA, 2428 nt
Organism: Varroa destructor (honeybee mite)
Lineage: Eukaryota; Metazoa; Arthropoda; Arachnida; Mesostigmata; Varroidae
Product: solute carrier family 35 member B1-like
Biological process (GO): UDP-galactose transmembrane transport
Cellular component (GO): endoplasmic reticulum membrane; Golgi membrane
Molecular function (GO): UDP-galactose transmembrane transporter activity; UDP-glucose transmembrane transporter activity
Source: RefSeq, a predicted model, not a curated record
UGUUUGUAUGCCACAACUCCUCACGGUUCUUAAAACGAACAACGUAAAUAUUAUAAACUAUAGCUAAUCCCAAAAGUUUCCAAUCCAUAAUAACGAGCCGCGAUUGGUUUGCUACUCAAAGAAAUAAACGUGCGCCCAAUCUGUCGAGUACGACGCCGCCGGUGUAUUCACCUAGCGGGCGCCGCCACCAGCGAUUUGCCGGACGCGCCGCUAAAAUGCGAUGCGCAGAGCCGACGACCUUAAUCGAGCGUAAAGAAGAAUCUGGGCCUGGACUUUUCCACUCGACCAAAAGCGAGAGUGGUGCUGUUCAGGCCAGCAAGCAUAACGGUGUCCCCAAGAUGUCGUCGUCGUCGUCAUCGUUGAAAGUAGUUAUUUACGCCGGAGGCAUCCUGAUUUCAUAUGCCGUAUUCGGAAUCUUUCAGGAGAAGAUCCUUCGAAGUUCUUAUGGCAAAGACGAGGAACGUUUCGUCUAUCAGUUUUCAUUGCUACUUAUUCAGUGUGCCAUGAACAUGCUCAUGUCCAAGGUCUUGCUACAUGCAGUGUGGUCUCAGGGACGUGAUCUGACUGAAUGGCGCUACUACACACAGGGCGGGAUUUUCUAUGUCGGUGCAAUGGUGACCAGCUUUAUAGCGUUGCAAUAUGUGAACUAUCCGACUCAGGUAGUGGCUAAGUCAUGCAAGCCUAUCCCGGUUAUGAUUCUUGGUGUGCUGCUAGCACGGAAACGGUAUCCGAUACAGAAGUACCUAUUUGUAGUGCAAAUUGUUGUCGGAGCAGCGUUGUUUAUGUACGAAGAUACCCAUUGCAAAGCCGAUAAGGGCUCGUUUUUCGGAAAUAUGCUGCUCGCCGUCUCUUUAGCUUUAGACGGCCUAUUAGCAGCCACCCAAGAUCGGAUGAAGCAAAACUUCCAAACGAAAUCUCUUCACAUGAUGUUCCAUUUAAACUUAGUUAGCAUUAUCUUCCUCACCAUAUGUGUUGCCUAUACGGGCGAGCUUCCCGCCUUUGCCGCCUUCCUGCAGAAGUACCCUCAGCUGUAUGGCGAAGUUUUCCUGUUUGCGGUAUGCUCAGCGGUGGGCCAAAUUUUCAUCUAUUCGACAGUCGCCGAAUUCGGUCCGCUCGUGUGCUCAAUUGUGACGACGACGCGAAAACUUUUCACAGUCAUAGCGUCCAUCCUGUUGUUCGGCAAUGCACUGACCGAACGUCAAUGGUUAGGUACAUCGUUAGUCUUUGCCGGCUUAUUCCUUGAUGGUUUCUUUGGAAAGUCUUCAGAUCCAGCUAAAAAAGCUUAGAUCAAUCCGUUUCGAAGACCCGGCUUUCACGAGAUGCGGCUCACUGAUUUCAGGUAGUUGUCCAAAUGAUUGUCAAGUGAAUAGUUUCCACCCUAAGUGAUCAUUUUCGCAGUAAGAUUGUGUGCAGUAUAUUUUACUUCGAAAACGCUACGUCGGAUGAAAGUACUUCGCAUCGUCUUAAUCUGCAUCGAGCUGCGCUAUUUCGAGGGAAGUUAAGUCUUCGAAGGGCACAAUUGACGAAGAUAAGAAAAAUAACUUGAACGUGUGAAAAAUCUACGUAGUCAUUCAUUGGUGAUUUAAAGCGAUAAAGAGAGAGAUAAAGUACAAUAAAUAUAUUUCUACGUAAAUGUAGGCGAACGCAAAUCAAUAUCCUGUGUGAUUGUAUCAUUAAGUCUAUAAUUUGCCGACGUUGUCUAUAUUAUGGGUAGUACAAGCGUUGUGUAUAAGUAUAACAGUAUGACACGAUAACUUGGAUGCAUUAAACUCAUUACAGGUUAUACAAAAGGCAGUCAAAGCUUGCUUGAAAAAGCGCUUGAUGAUCCAUAAACAUUUCAAUCGAAAUCAAUCGAAAUAAACAGUGUCCUGUAUCAAGUAGUUUCGUAACCUGUAGACUGUAGUGUCUCGGUGUCAUGCAACACAAAACGCAAGAUGUGUGUUAAGGAUCAACUAUACAUAUACUGUAUAAUACUAUUGUUGACAAAUUUAUGUAGGGUUUUUACUUAUCUCAUAUGAUUUAGCGCAAAUAGAACGACAUGGAAUAAACAAGGAAUGACGGUGAGCAAGAAGAUUUGAAGCAGAACCUUCCGAGGUAAUUUAUUGCGCGUUGAUACGUAACAGAAAGUUGAAGACCGAUCGAGAGUCGAUUACAGAGACUUUUUAGCUCUCAACCACAACCAAGCUAAGAAAAUAUUUUAGCCUUCAAAAUAGAAUAUAAAUUGUAAGGUUGAACAUCGCGUAUGUUCUAUUGCCUUGCGGGAUCUAUCCAUCAUAAUAUGGCUUUGCGCUACUAGUGUAAAUCUAGUAUACAUAUAAAAGACACGGCUAGAGUCGCGUUGAACCCUUUAGCAAUUAAUUGUAAAACAAUAAAGUGUAUCUAAAAAAUGGGUGAUAAAUAUAAGUGUUUUGAGUUAGCCUAGACUAGC